Adineta steineri is the source of this 1428-nucleotide messenger RNA. Lineage: Eukaryota; Metazoa; Rotifera; Eurotatoria; Adinetida; Adinetidae. The record is from the annotation of a GenBank genome assembly.
AUGACAGACAAUAGCAGUGCACCUAUUGAUUUACGUAUUAAACGUAAACGUGUCGAUGUCAAUGACGAUAAAUUAUCAACGAAGAAAAAAUCUCGUAAUCAUCAUGAUAGUGAAAUUCCACUUGAUUUAUCUGUUAAAUCACAACAGCAAUCUUCACAAUAUUCCUUAUCUACACCAACAGUUCCUCUCUAUAAUCCAACAAAUUUAUUCUUCAAUUCAUCUGCUUUAUUCUAUGAUCUAUUCUUGGCAAAUUUAAAUGUUUAUUGCCAACAGCAACAACAACAGCAGCUGCAACAACCUUUGAAAGUUGAACCAUCCAAAUCUACUAAACAACAAUCUGCAAUACUUCCUUCUCGUUUAAUAAGAGAUAAUUCUACAACAAAUAAACAUGAAUCUUAUGCUUGUUCAUGUGGAGAAAGAUAUUCAAAUGUUGCACAACUUGUUAGUCAUCUUAAAAUAACAAAUCAUAGUGCACAAUUAUCUUCAACACAUGAUGAAGUUGCUAAACUUGUUCGUGGACAAGAUAUUUGGUUGUCACGUGAUACAAAUCCAGCUAAUCAAAUAUUAAAAUGUCUUCGUUGUUCAUUAUCAUUUGAAACAUUACCUGAUUUAACAGCACAUAUGAUGAAAACAAAUCAUUUUACACAAUUUUCACCAUCACCAUCAUCAUCAUCAUCGAGUUCAUAUCAACAUUCAAGUCUCAAACAACAACAGCAGCAACAACAACAACAAUCACCAACGAAAUUAUCGUCACGUUCAACAUGUCUUGUUUGUUCUCAACAAUUUGCACGUGAAGUUGAUCUUGUUGAUCAUUUACAACGUUUACAUCAAAUACGUUUUAAUUGUACAACAUGUGGAAUGUAUUUUGAAAAUGAAAGUCUUUAUAAAGAACAUUUAUUAAAAGAAAUGCAUCAUAGAAAUGGUAAAACAAAUAAAAAUCGAGAUUAUUUUAUUAAUCAAUGUAGUAAAGUAUCACAAAAACGAUUAAUUACUGAAAUAAAAUCUGAAAGACCAAAAUCUCGAUCAUCAAUUGAUAAAGAUGUUGAACGUGUUACAUCUGAUUUACUUGAUCGUAUUGCUUCAAAAGAUGAAACAACAAAUGGUAAUGCUUUAUCAUUAUUACAAAAUUUUGUUAUUAAACAAACACCAACAACAACACUAUUAAAUACUUUAAAUCGACGAACACAAAUUGAUUUAAAUAAUAAUUGUGACGAUGAAAAUAAUGAUCAAAAUAUGACAAAUUUAUCUUUAUUAAAUCAGACAAAAUCAAAUGAAAAUCCUCUAGCUUCAUUAGAAAAAAUGCUUGCUUGUUCAACAGCUCCAACUGAAUUACCUUCAUCAUCUAUAAAUGAAAAUGGAACUAAGAAAAAAAAAUUCGAUAAAUAUCGUUUAUUUGCUGAAAAAAUGCCUCGAUCAACUUUAUCUUAA